AAAUUAUCCCCAUGUAAUUCAAUAGCCUCUUUCCUGUCAUUAACCAACCUGCUUUUAAUUGUCUCUAAAGCCAGAUAGUUUCCUACAAAAGGUGUUUUUUUGUUUGUUUAUUGAAAUAUGUCUUCACCUGAACGAUCAACUAAAGUUAACAGAAACCAGAAAUCUUGUAAACUGUCUAAAACAGUCAGUUAGAUGCAAAGAUCGCACUGCUGUUGCCAUGUCAACUGCUGCCUGUGGGGCGGUUGCUAGGAUAGAAUUGCAAUGCAUCAAAAUAAUAAUGGAACACUGGCAACCAGCAGAAUGACUUGAACAUUCACUUACACAACUCCCAUUCUAUAGGCUGUUGCUAAGAGUUUAAACAGAAUAUUAAGAAUUGUAUAUUUUUACAGAAUAUGGUUUAAAAAAAACAACUUGCAAUUGUAAGCCUGCAUGUGAUUGUUUUGGCUUUCAAAAUAUGAAAAUGACUCAGAAUGAUUACAUUUUUUAGAGGUGCAAAUAAUUUUAGAAGCCAAGUAUACCUGAUAUUGCAUCUGAAAAUGCCCUGAGGGAGAUUUUUUGUAGCCAAGCUAGCGGUUUUAGGCAUGCGCAUGUUAAAGCCAGACAAGCUCAUGUACCUCCCCUUACAUUUUUCUAAUACAAUUCUGUAAUCUGACCAGAAAGACUCUCCGGGGCAACCACAAAAACAUUAACAAGCCGCUUUCAAAAGAAGCUCAUUCGCUCUUUUAAUGCCUAGUGUGUAACGUUCCUACAGAUGGCAACUGCAAUGGAAUAAUAAUCUUGACUGUUCAACCACUGACACAUAUAAGCAGAUUUUUACUAUGGCAAUCACACCACCAAUUGCAUGGAAGUGGAUGGAGUUGCAUGAUUCUGUUUCUCUGUAUGCGGUUGAGAGGAAAGUGAGGAGGCCUGUCGGUCUGAAACAGUGGCAGCUGCACAGAUGUCCUCGCUUGCAGCCUCAGCUCCUCCAGGGUCCUGCUAAUGACGAGAGGCUACACAGAGCUGCAUGGAGUGGCUCCCUGGAACAAGUUAAAGCUUUACUGACCUUCGGAAUUCCUGUGAAUUGCCAGGACAGCCAGGGCUGGACACCUCUUCACCAUGCUUCAUUCUGUGGACAUCAGCCACUUGUCAAGUUCCUUCUUCACAGAGGCACGGACAUCAACAGCAGGGACUUCUUUAAUUGCACCCCACUGCACAGAGCUACCUGGAAUGGGCAGGCUCAAACAGCUGAGUACCUUCUUCAACACGGAGCUUCCCAUGCUAUCAGGGCAUGCUCUGGGCAGACACCCUUACAUCUAGCUGCAGCCAACGGGCAUGGUAAUGUUGCUCGGACUUUAUUAGAGCACAAAGCGCAGGUUGACUGUAAGGACAUUAACAGGUGGAGCCCACUGCACUGGGCCUCCUUCAAUGGCAACCUAGAUGUAAUAGAUCUGCUGCUGAGCAACGGUGGUGCAGUAAAUGAGAAGAACAACAAUGGAAUGACCCCCCUGCACCUGGCAGUGUUGGCUGAAAGUCACAAGACCGUUGAGCAUCUGCUUAGGAAAGGUGCGGAUCUCAAUGCUAAGUGUGAAAACGGCCGCAGUGCUUUACAUCUGAGUGCUGCCACUGGAAAUAAAAAGAGGGAAAGAAAAAGGAUCAUGCAGCUGCUGCUUGAAAGAGGUGCCACAGUUGAUGCCGCAGACAAAGAUCUUGUCACCCCACUGCACCUAGCUGCAGGAUGUGGUUCGUGCAUUGCUGUGCACCUGCUAAUGCAGUAUGGGGGCUCAGUGGGCUCCACGGAUCUGCUAGAGAUGACUCCUCUACACUAUUCCGCUUUAAAUGGCUUUGCUGAAACUGCAAAAAUCCUCCUUUGCUAUGGAGCGGAUAAGAAUGCUAAAGAGAGACUUGGGAAUACUCCCUUGCACCUUGCCUCACAGAAAGACCAAAUUCAAGUCCUGGUGGUAUUACUGAAUAGUGGGGCUGAUGCAUCGCUUCAGAGCAAGUGGAAGGAAACAGCUGCUGAUAUUGCGGUACAAAAACAACACACAAAUGCACUACGUCUCAUUCAGGCAUCCACAAAACAGCAAACAAACUCUUAGGGCAUACACUGCAUACUGUAUAGCAUUCGCCAUAUCACUGGAAUAGGUUUGUACUUCAUAAAUGGGAAGUAUUUUAUUAAAAAGUAUUUUUUAAAGGUUAAUAUUAGGUGGCUAGGUAUCUAUUAUAAGAGAGUAUUUUUUUAAAAUGGUAAGGCAAAAGAAGUUGUUCUGUUUUGUCUGUAAACAGUUUUUUUUAUUAUUAUUCGCAUUAUAUAAACUGUCAAUAAGCACUGAAAAGAACUAGUGUAUUUUGAAAAG
Molecule: messenger RNA, 2333 nt
Organism: Acipenser ruthenus (sterlet)
Lineage: Eukaryota; Metazoa; Chordata; Actinopteri; Acipenseriformes; Acipenseridae
Product: ankyrin repeat domain-containing protein 65
Exons: 4
Coding region: 819-2075 (418 amino acids)
Molecular function (GO): protein binding
Source: RefSeq, a predicted model, not a curated record